Molecule: messenger RNA, 5598 nt
Organism: Morone saxatilis (striped sea-bass)
Lineage: Eukaryota; Metazoa; Chordata; Actinopteri; Moronidae
Product: ADP-ribosylation factor-binding protein GGA1-like
Exons: 17
Coding region: 68-2035 (655 amino acids)
Biological process (GO): intracellular protein transport; vesicle-mediated transport
Cellular component (GO): trans-Golgi network
Molecular function (GO): ubiquitin binding; phosphatidylinositol binding; small GTPase binding
Source: RefSeq, a predicted model, not a curated record
CGGCUGUCCACGCGAUAUGUUACAAAGAGUCACGCGAUAGUGGCCACUUGUUUAGAAUUCCCGAAAGAUGGCGGCGGCGCCUCCGGAUGAGGCUAGCCUACAGUCUCGCAUCAACAAGGCCACAAACCCUUUGAAUAAGGAGACUGACUGGGACAAUAUCAAGGGAUUUUGUGAUCAGCUUAAAAAUGAGCCAGAAGGUCCCCAGCUUGCAACCAGACUUCUGGCCCACAAAAUCCAGUCACCCCAGGAGUGGGAGGCUAUGCAAGCGCUUACGGUUCUUGAGACGUGCAUGAAGAACUGUGGGAAGCGUUUUCACACUGAAGUGGGAAAGUUUCGCUUUCUCAAUGAGCUCAUCAAGGUGGUCUCGCCCAAGUAUUUGGGUGCCCGGGCUCCAGAGCCAGUGAAGAAGAAGGUGUUAGAAAUGGUGUACAGCUGGACAGUGAGGCUGCCUGAUGAGACCAAGAUAGCAGACGCCUAUCAGAUGCUGAAAAAACAGGGCAUUGUCAAGCUGGACCCCGUGCUUCCUGAUGACAAGCCCCUUCCACCCCCUCCACCCAGAGCCCAAAGUGCCGUCUUUGAAGAUGAGGAGAAAUCCAAGAUGCUGUCUCGCUUAUUGAACAGCACCCACCCCGAAGAUUUAAGAGCAGCAAACAAGCUCAUUAAGGAAAUGGUCCAGGAGGACCAAAAGCGCGUGGAGAAGGUAUCAAAGCGGGUGAACGCCAUCCAGGAGGUGAAGGAAAGUGUCAGCCUGCUGAGCCAGCUGCUGGAGGGCUACAGCAAGGAGAGCUGCUCCCAGAGCAACCAGGAGCUCAUUAAAGAUCUUUACCAGCGCUGUGAAAAGAUGAGGCCUACACUAUUCCGAUUAGCGAGCGAUACAGAGGAUAGUGAUGAAGCCUUGGCGGAUAUCUUACAGGCCAAUGACAGCUUGACGCAGGUAAUCAACCUGUACAGGCAGCUGGUUAAGGGGGAGGAUGUGUCGAAGGAUGCCAUAACCGUGCCCUCACAACCAGACAGCAGCAGCUCAGCACUCGUAGACCUGAUGGGGCUCAACGCAUCAGACAACACGGCACCAUCCAACGCAGAGCCCUCCAGCCUACAGACCCUGACUCAGAACAUGGGCAUCAGCUUGUUAGACGAUGAACUCAUGUCUCUAGGACUGAAUGUAACAGAAAACUGCGACUCUCAGAACUCGUUUCAGUCCUCUGAUAGCACAGAUUCAUCUGCUACAGCAGUGUUGCUACCAGCUGUGGUUCAAACCCCACAUGCUCUACCAGUAGGGGGCCCCACUGCUCCACCUAAACCCAUGGAAGAGCUGGACAUGUUGGGGAAGACCUUGAUGCAGCAGUCCCUACCUCCAGAGAGCCAGCAGGUCAAAUGGGACAAGCUCCAACCUCAAUCCAGAGUCACUUUACGAGAUCUGCAGAAGUCCAGCACCAACUCUAGACCUGCUCCAAACGCAACCACCAUCUCCUCUGGUCCUAACACGUACAGCCUGGCCGCCCAUCCAGAGCAACCUGACACUCUCCUCCUGUCUAAUCUCAGUCUCACGGCUGCUGAGAAAGUCUCACUAGCUGCUGCUGCUGACCCCUACGACAACCUCUCUCUAACUGACGUUACUGUGCCUCUGGAAUCAAUCAAACCUAGCAACUUAUUACCAGUGACUGUAUUCGACAAGCACAGUCUCCGGGUUUUGUUCACCUUUGCCCGCGACUGUCCUCCAUCGCGGCCGGACGUGCUGGUGGUAAUCAUCUCCAUGCUGUCCUCGGCCCCCAUUCCUGUCACUAACAUCCGCUUUCAAGCAGCUGUGCCAAAGGUGAUGAAAGUGAAGCUGCAGCCUCCGUCCAGCACCGAGCUCCCAGCCUUCAAUCCCAUCCUGCCUCCAGCCGCCGUCACACAGAUCCUACUGCUGGCUAACCCAUACAAGGAAAAAGUACGUUUGCGGUACAAGCUGACAUUCAACCUGGGGGACAAAUCUCAUGAUGAAUCUGGUGAUGUGGACCAGUUCCCACCUCCAAACACCUGGGGGAACCUUUAGUGAGAACGACCAACCUCCUGUCAUGUGAUCUGCUGCUUCCUUUAGAUUUAGGUUGAAGUUCUCCCUCAUCGCUGGCUUGAGGAAAGACGGCCUCUUUACACUCCAGUGGUGUCAAACUCCAGUUUGGUAAUACAAACUGACAUGAGACCAGUUGUGGGAACCAGCUUCUACCUUGUGCCUUCCUUCGCAGCCUUCCUGUCCUUAUUCAAUCAUCUCUGUGUUCCUGUGUUUUGCAGCUUCUUAUUCCAACAAUCAGUCCAACGCAAACUAUAAAGCAAACUGUCAGACACAUUGAUUCAAUGCAGUAACUUUUGUGGGAAACAAGUUGAGCCUUUUAAAAACUAAAUGUGUGCAUUUGUCUGAUUUGCAUACUGUUUAACAAUCCUUGAUGUCCCAUGUCAUGUGAAUUACAUGUAACAGCUGGUGUAUCACAUUGUUUUUGUUUACAAAACCCCAUUGCUCAACUUAACGCAAGUGUCUGAUGCAUUCCCAACUUUGGACAUUGUGAGCGAAAAUGUCCUGCAUUCUGAAUAUUGUCACAGUGUGCGUGUCCAGUGUUCAGAGUAGGGUUGCAGCAGGUCAUUGUUUUCUGUCAGUCCACCAGUAAUACUAUUCUGUUCAAAUUUAAGGCAGUGAAAUGCUUAAAGUGAUAUCUUACAUGUGUUUACAGUAUGACCAACAGCCAAAACACCCAGUGUGUUCAACUUAUGAUGUUAUGUGGAGUAGUUGGUAGUUAACCCGACUCAGCCAACUCAGUUAUAAGAAGUAGUUAGAAGUUGGCUAAUUGUUUCAGCUCUACUUCAGUGUUCAAUGAAGAGCAGCAGCAGUGGAUUUAAUAGUCAAAUACUAUCAUGCUUAACUUACUAGCAAACCAUUUCCUCUUUACCCGCUAAUGAGAACUGUCAAAUACAGAGUGGCAUAGAAACUAAAUGUAAUGUUAACACACUGAGGUUUUGCAUUUUAUCCAAUGGAGACUAAGUCGAAGUAGGAGUUUCAGGAGUUGAUCUUAAAUGUUUUAACAACUGGAAAAGUACAAGGAGAAUUCGGAAGCAUACAUAAUGAAUUGGUACAUAGUUUUUAAGAAUUGGCUUGGUUUUAAUAUUUGCCGCUUUGAGGAAAUUAUACUUGAUUUGUGUGUGUAGGUGUCGAAGCUGUGACAACAGGUCUUCUCCACAGUAGACUUGUGACAGUAGGAAAAGCACAGACGUUACUGAUAACAUUAUCGAUGGAUCUGUUCUAUUCAGGUGUUCCAGUGAGCAUGAACAGUAUGUGGAGCCUGAAACUGACGCAACUAAGUGGAAUUCAGCCAUCAUUGAUUUGUUAUUUAGACCUGUGCUUUUCCUACAUGUCAAAAUGUCUUCUGUGAAAGAGCAAGGAAGGGCACUAAAUCUCUGCCCCUGUUAAAAUGCUAUUUAAUUUCUGCACUUUUCUUUUUUUGGGACACUUUUCGACAUUCAUGCUUCACUCAGGAGUUUGAUUUGGAGAUUUAUUUUACAAAUGAACUUUCAUGCACUUAUUUUGUUUAAAUUUUGCACAAGAAACCAUUCCAUCUUACAGUACAUUGUCUUUUGACCCAAAGAGGGACAUGUGAAGUCCUGAGUUGCAGACAUCCGGUUUGAUUCUACCACAUGUGCCUGGGAUGAAACGUUUGAUUUUCAUUUUCUUUGUACAUAGAUGUAUACAAAUGACUAGUUUGAUUUUUGUUUUUUUUGUUUUCGUUUGUUCAUGUCACAAAGUCUUUUCUGAUAAGGAAAGACUUUGUAACAAAUUACACAUGAAAUGAUGUUACAGAAUCGGCCCAAUAUCCAUGGUCACUGAGAUGAUUGGAGCACGGGUCUAUGGUCAUUUCUUAGGGCCAUAAAGACUAAAAUAAAAUGAGAUUGGAGGCAGAGUGGUUCUGAAAUACACGUGCAACUCCAAAUGUGUGUAACUACAAUCGGGACAGAGCUGGAGACUCAGUUUAUAGUGGAUCAAUACAAGAAUUACCCACUUAAUAAUAUGGAUUCAGUUAUACACUUCUACUUGAAAGCCAGUGUUACAUUUAAUUUAGUAGAUUAGCCCACAUCAGCAGUCAUCACACAGUGCCAUUGAUUUGUAAUAAUAUAAAUCAGUUAUUUCAGUUCCACAGAGAUUUCAGUUUUUAUUUGUUUAGAGAUACAUUUACAUGUCUAACUUGUUUAGGACUGGAAGGAAGAAAGCAAUAAUGACAAAAGAAGUAGCCUCAGUAACCUUUAACCUUCAGUCCUUCAUGGCUCAAGCACAUUGUAAAUAAUGAACAUUUGCGCUCCUAGCAUGAUGUACUGUGAACUAUGCAUUGAAAGCAUCAGAUUCAGAUCAGAUUUAUUUUGUGUAAGACCACACAUACUAAAGUUUUAUGUUUAUUGCAGCCUCUAUCGUGUCCAUAUCGUCUUUAGGGUGUACAGUGGCACAUUCUCUGACUGGAGAAGCAUGAUCAGCAGAUGCUAAAAUUAGUCCCGUCUGGCUUCUUCUACCAGGCGUAUGGUGGUGAUGAUGACACAGACUGAAGCUCUUCCUUCUGGACAGAGAAGGUAUUAACUCAGCAUUCAUCUUUGAUUUGUCAUCCCUGUCUGCACUGACGGGACUGGAGUUACAGUAGCAGCGACCGCACCCUUCCCACAACUAGGAAAAAUGUAACGUGAGACAGGGGACUUGUGUGUUGUAGCCACGCUAUUUCAUGUCUGGUUCUAGUGUUCACUGAGGUGAAUUUAGAGGGUAUGCUAUGAAGUAAGUUAUUGCAGAGUUACCCCUUUACAGAACCUAUUGAUCAAACUUGAUCACUGUGCAUGCAAUGUUGUCACUCUUGUCCUGCCUGGAAAGACAUGAAUCGGACUGGACCUCCCACAUAAACUAGGACUGACAACAAGAAAACAACUUUACAAACCUGUAACUUGAGACCCCUAAGUGAUUCAAUCAAUUAAACUGGAUCUGAUUCAGAUUUUCAAGAACAAAAAAGUAGAGCAAAACUAAGUGUUGUGACGAAGCCUGUACAGUAUUACUGAGGAAACAGUCUUUUCCAUUUGUGCUUUUAAUGUAAAUAAAAGCUUCAUGCCAUUAUGUAUAUUUAUCAAGAAAAGCAACAUACAUGUACAUACUGCUGGGUACAAAGUGAAAAUGUACUAUAAAUGUGUAUUUAAGGCAAAUAAAAUCAUUUGUACAGGGAUUUCACCUGAUGUAUAAAUAAUUUAAUCAAUAACUUGCAAAGUAGGAGAAAAUACAAUUUUGAUUCAUUUGUUUAUUAAGAAAGCACUGUAAAAAGAACACAAUAAAUGAAGGAGGAAUCAAUCCACAUGAAUAUGUGUCUGCAUUAGUUCACAUCGGUUUUUUACUACAGGACAGAAAAAAGUGAAGACAUGCACAAUAUAAUGUAUCUGAAUCUAGUGUGACAGUCUAUUACACUAAACAAACUAAAAUAGUGGUUGCAUGGUAUCAAAAGACUCACAACUUGAAUGCAUUAUUUCAGUGUUUACAAUAACACAAACUCAAAAUCAAUGCAAUAGGAGAAAGAAAAUAUACUGCUAGUCAAAACAUAAUUCUCCCUCAAA